Symbiodinium pilosum is the source of this 2571-nucleotide messenger RNA. NCBI's taxonomy places the organism in Eukaryota, Dinophyceae, Suessiales, Symbiodiniaceae. The record is from the annotation of a GenBank genome assembly.
AUGGAUGAUGAUGAGUUCGAGGUGCCGGACGUCUUCGAGAGUGGGGGUGACGGUGCUGGGGCCGGAGACGGAGAGGAGAAGGCGUCAGCUUCUCAACCAGCAGAAGGCGAGCGACGUGGACGUGGUCGAGGGCGAGGACAAGGAUCAGAGAAGAGCGCGAAGCACCGUCGUGGUGCUGCCAAGGCCAAAGCUAAACCAGUUGAGGCCAAGGUCUGCAAGACCUGUUUUGUCGCCCUCUGUAACAGGAAGACGAAGGCGCAAAGCAAGUUUUGCGGGGAUCAUCAUCGCGACGCAGAAGCGAUGAAGUAUCAAGUGCGGCAGAAGCAGAAGGAUCACCCGGAGAGGAUCGCGGCAGUCAACUUGGCAUUGGCCGACCCGGCCAAAGCUAAGCUUGCUUUGGACGAUUUUGCCCGACUAAACCCGCCUGGAAGGUUUAGAAAGGGGCUAAUAGACUGGACCUCUUUUGUCCAGCGCUUCGGGAAAAGGGUUGAGACGAGGACCAGACAGGGCGAGGAAUUGAUGGAUGCCACCGACUACAUUCGCUGGCAGACCCAAGAUCGAGGUCUCACUCAGGAACAGGCUCAGAAAAAGUGGCUUGAGCUUCUGGAGUCAGACCUUGAUCGUGAAGGUGACGGUACUCCCCACAACACCUCCGUUUGGGUGCCAAGGAACAAGACUCGCUUCAAGGAUGUCAUCCGCUACAAGGACCAUGGUGUCGAGGAAGGCUCCAAGCAGGCCAAGAACAUGCAGGAUCUCUUGGACCACGUGAACAAGCAGAGCGAUUCCUUUGCAGAUCCAUGGUUGAGACGUGGCGCAGCUCAGCGGGACGAUGAGCCAGCAGGUUCUGCUUCGAAGGCCGAAGAGAUGGAUGUUGAGGAUGACGAUGCCAAUGCCAAGAAGGGCUCGAACGUGGAGAUUGUCAUUGCAGGCCCUCGUGCGUAUGAGAAGAACGAGAAGGUGGUGAGCACUUGCUCUUCAGUGGUCGCAGCAGGCGUCAAGGCGCUGACUGAAGCGCUGGACAUGUCGAAGGCCCAACCCAGCACUGAGAAGUUGCAGACUUCGUAUGAGCACACAUGUGCUGUGCGUCUUCGCAUCCUGCACAUAUGGCAGUCGCAUGAGGUGAGUAGCAUUCCCGAGCUUUCCAGCAUUACCGGCAUUACCAGCACCGCCAAUCAAGGUGGUAAUGAUGGAGAGAAGUCAGCCUCGAAUGGUGAUGGUGACAAGGCACCGGCAACUCCGGCAACUGAUGGUGAUGCAGCUGCCAAGCAUGCUGAGUGUACUCCAGAGAAGCUAGUUCCGGUGUCAGGUGCCAAUGCCAAGUCCUCGGCCUCAACCACUUCUCCUUCAGUGUCAUCAUCUAUGAAGGUGAGUAGCAUUUUGCGAAAGUCUUUGGAGCCUGGUGCUGGCAACUCCGCAGCUCAGCAUGUCGCCGAUGUCAGCCAUGCUUUGUGCCGUGCUGAGAUGAACGAUGUGCAUCAAUCCAUGUUGGGUUGUGAGACCGUUGAUGAUCUGCACCAGCAGGUUGACAAGCUGAAGAAUGCUGCAGCGGUCGUGAAACAGCUGAAGGAUGGUGCGACAAAGGCGGCGGCUAGCUUGAAAGCCCAUAUUCAAAACCGUCUCAAAGCUCAGAAGCGCAAGCUGCAACAAGAUGAGAAGCAGAAAGAGCAGGUUGAAAUGAACGCCCGCAAAAGACAAGCCAAGGAGGCGGCCUUGGAGGUGAAGAAGCAGGCAGAUGCUCUUUCGCCAGUGUUCACAAUCGAGUGGGGGGACCUCAAGAAUGCCGAGGACAUCCUCAGUGGCAAAGCCGUGCCAGUGUUCAGCGGACCUGCAGUGGGCAGCAUCACUACCUUGGACACGCCGUGCUGCAUUGCUAGUGUUUCGGCAGUUGCCACCUUCAUGAAGAACCCCAAGGUGCAAGUGAUGCUGGGUGGCUUUGGAGGCUCCUACAAAAAGUCCGCAGCCCUGAAGCAGAGCAACAAGUGCCAAGAGUUGAUUUACAAGAACAAUGGUGUUGAGGAGUGCGACGCCUUGUUCAAUGAGGUUGCCGGAUUGUUCAAGGCGCCGUCCUUUGUGGAGGCUGGCGCUAAUGGCAUGGAGAAGUAUUUGGUUAAUGCUUCCAGCUCACAUGUGGGGCAAUCUCCAAAUGGCCUCCCAUCCUUCAAAGUCCUUUGCAGUGGAGAGAUCGCUUGGUGCUUGUAUGACCUUAAGAAGCUCGUUCCGGCCAUGAAGAUCUUGUUAGGCAGGGAUAAUGUGGGCGGUUUGGAUGGCGUUCAGACCUUCGUGAAAGACCUCACUCCGGCAAAGGCCAUUUCACUUGCUUCGCAUGGUUGUCACCCAUAUUGGAUUCACCAGAAGGAGCAGCAGAUCCUCUACGUGCCGUGUGGAUACAUUGCAGCGGAGCACUGCAAGAAGGGUGUCCUGAUCUAUGGAGUUCGUCGAACGCUUCUGCAUGUGUCAGCUGAAGCAGCUGAGAGCUAUGGCUUUCUGAUGUCGUUGCAUGAGCAAUCGGGCAAGCCUCUAGACAAGUUGCGAGCAACGUGUGCUCUGCUGACACUUUCAGAGACAGAGUAG